AUGAAAAUGGAGCAAUCUCUUGAUUCUUACGAUGCUGGUCGUUUACAAGCAUUUAGCGAUGCAGUUUCUGCAAUCGUUGCUACAAUACUUAUUUUACCUUUGCGAAACGUCGUGAAAUCUAACAACGAAGAUUUUGUUGAUUAUUUGCAGAGCCACGAAGACCUAAUCAUUGUGUAUUUUGUUGCUUUCCUUGUCAUUUGCUCCGUCUGGGAAUCUCAUAUUAUGCGGUGGAUAGUGAUUUCUAGCGUGGACGAUGUACUUGUUUGGUUAAAUAUUAUUAGCUUGUUAUUUGUCUCAUUUUUGCCGUUUGCAGUCCGCCUUGUUGGUCAAUACACUGAGAAAAAAAUACCAUUGGUACUUGGCUGUGGUUUAUUACUUGUUUUGGAACUUAUUGAAAUGAUUAUGAUUUACUACACAUUCACUCAAAACAGACUUCUCCGUGCAGAACUGAAGAAUGCUCUUCCUUUUGAACUACAACAGAAGAGAAACUAUAUCCUCAAACGAAAGUUAUUGAACCCUGUACUGUAUAUUUUUGCAGCUGGCCUGAGUUUUGUGAGUGUCAAAAUUUCCUGGGCACUUAUCAUACUUGUGAUAAUUGCACCUUGUAUCAACCGGCUUGUUGAGGUUGUUAUUUAUAAGAUGAGAUUUGUUCAGGAAGAGCAGCACAUAUUUUUGUAUGAGAAUAUCAUCUGUAAAGAAAGAGUUGAGUGUUACACUGAUGGUGUUUAUGCUAUCGUUGCAACUUUACUUGUUCUGGAUAUCACUACAGAUAAUUUCCCCUCAGAAGAUGAUGUCAAAACACAUGGUAUGGCAAAGACAUUGUCACACAUGCGCUCUGAGUAUCUUACAUAUGUCGGCACCUUUGCUGUUUGUGGUCUACUUUGGUUUGUUCAUCAUUCCUUGUUUUACUCCCUCAAAAAAGUGAACUAUCUAAUGAUGAUUAUUAAUAAUGUAUCAUUAUCCUGUGUUGGAGCUCUCCCAUUUCUUGUAUCUAUCCUUAACAAAUAUGUAAAUGAUGAAUAUGACAGUGACAGACAUGCUAUUCAAUUUGGUUGUUUAAUAGUUGGCGUUGCUGGUUUGUCUCAGUUUAUGAUAUUCACCAUAGCUCUUGGUAAUAGUCAACGAUAUCUUACGCAUCAUGUGAUUCCUAUUGGUUCUCGGACAGCAAGUCAUAACUACCUUCUGAUAAAGUUGCUAAUUAUUCCAAUGAUGGCAAUUAUAAUAUUUGGCACCAGUUUUGCAAGCAUGUUUGAAGCGUAUGUCGCCUACCAUGUUCUAGUGUUUGCAACACCAUUUGUUUUUCUUUUUGUCAAGUUUAUAUACUUCAGAAUUGUGAGAAAACAAGUUGUGAUAAUGAAUGUUAUACAGGGUGAGCAGCCAGAAUGGACAAAUCAAGGCAGCACAAAUCCACCUCAUACAGGUGCAACAUUUAGUACAUCAUAUGAUCAGUUUAAGUAA
Messenger RNA from Paramuricea clavata, 1458 nucleotides. NCBI's taxonomy places the organism in Eukaryota, Metazoa, Cnidaria, Anthozoa, Malacalcyonacea, Plexauridae. The record is from the annotation of a GenBank genome assembly.